Messenger RNA from Racocetra fulgida, 408 nucleotides. The record is from the annotation of a GenBank genome assembly. Lineage: Eukaryota; Fungi; Glomeromycota; Glomeromycetes; Diversisporales; Gigasporaceae.
UAUAAUCCCAAAGUUCGUCAUGCUAAUGUGGCCGAUGCCACAAAAUGUCAACCUAUAAUCUUGGUAGCUGAUGAAUUAGUUCCACUGAAAAGAUCCGUAUAUAGAAAAUUAAGAAACAAGGAGUUAGAAAAAUUGGUAGAAAAAUUUAGCCCACUCCCUAAUAAAAACCAAUCUCGCAACAUAACAGAAAGGGUAAACGAUGACCCACAAGAAGAAAGCUCUUCAAGGACGAAAAGAUUGAGACUUGCAAUAGAUGAAAUUAACAAAAAAGCAGAAGAUCAACAAAAUGCUGUAGACUUAACUCAAUCUGAUGAACCUCCACAUGCCAGAGUUGAAACCGAUACUGACGGCCUAUAUUCAGAUGAAGAACAACCAAAUAAUCUUGAUGAUGAUGAUAAUACACUCUAA